UUAAGGACGCUCUUCGCGAGCGGUACCCAGAGGCAAAGUCGAGACAAGCCCGGGAGCCCCCACCCCCCGCCCGCGUUUCCUGGGGACGCGGCCUCGGAGGGCUUCUCGGAGGAGGCGGCGGCCUUGGCCUCGGGCCUGCUGGGGGCAGGAAGGGAGGCCGACUCCCUCGGCCGCCCGCCGAGCCCAGCCACCGGUCCCGAGGCUGGCUAAAGAGCAUCCUGUCGCUGAUCUGCCUGCUCCUCUGCACCCUGGUGAUGGCAGCCAUUCUCCUGACCACGAGACCCAAGGUGCCAGUAUCUUUUGAGGAUGUGUCCGUGUACUUCACAAAGACAGAAUGGAAGCUUCUGGACCUCAGACAAAAGGUCCUCUACAAGCGGGUGAUGCUGGAGAACUAUAGCCAUUUGGUGUCACUGGGAUUUUCCUUCUCCAAGCCUCACCUGAUCUCCCAAUUGGAACGAGGGGAAGGACCUUGGGUAGCAGACAUCCCCAGAACCUGGGCCACCGCAGGAUUGCACAUAGGUGACAGAACACAGAGCAAGACGUCGACUUCAACGCAGAAGCAUUCUGGACGACAACUCCCCGGGGCCGAUCCACAAGGUGGCAAGGAGGGGCAGGCGGCGAGGUCGUCUGUGCUCCAGAGAGGUGCCCAGGGCUUGGGGCAGAGCUUGGCCGCGGGGCCGCAGGGCCCCAAAGGCGCGGAGAAGCGGUACCUGUGCCAGCAGUGCGGCAAGACCUUCAGCCGUAGCUCCAACCUCAUCAAGCACCGCAUCAUCCACAGCGGCGAGAAGCCUUACGCGUGCCCCGAGUGCGGCAAACUGUUUCGCCGCAGCUUCGCGCUCCUGGAGCACCAGCGCAUCCACAGCGGCGAGAAGCCCUACGCCUGCCCCGAGUGCAGCAAGACCUUCACGCGCAGCUCCAACCUCAUCAAGCACCAGGUCAUCCACAGCGGCGAACGGCCCUUCGCCUGCGGCGACUGCGGCAAACUGUUCCGCCGCAGCUUCGCGCUCCUGGAGCACGCGCGCGUGCACAGCGGCGAGCGGCCCUACGCGUGCCCGGAGUGCGGCAAGGCCUUCAGCCGCAGCUCCAACCUCAUCGAGCACCAGCGCACGCACCGCGGCGAGAAGCCCUACGCCUGCGGCCAGUGCGCCAAGGCCUUCAAGGGCGUCUCGCAGCUCAUCCACCACCAGCGCAGCCACAGCGGCGAGCGGCCCUUCGCGUGCCGCGAGUGCGGCAAGGCCUUCCGUGGCCGUUCGGGCCUCAGCCAGCACCGGCGCGUGCACAGCGGUGAGAAGCCCUACGAGUGCAGCGACUGCGGCAAGGCCUUCGGCCGGCGCGCCAACCUAUUCAAGCACCAGGCAGUGCACGGCGCCAGGCGCCCUGCGAAGGCGGAGACGGCGCGGCGGCGAGCGGGCCCUGGGAGCACCGGCCCUGGGAGCACGGUGGCGGCCACCAGCCCUCCGCGGCCGAGCGCGGCCGCCAGGCCUUCCAGGCCCAGCCGCCGCUGACUCCCCACCAGCGCACCCAGGGCGCGGCGGGUCUGCGUGGGGGGCCUUCCAGAGGACGUCGAGGCUCAGCCCUCUUCAGGUGGGAAGACUGCCCUCCCAGGGCCUCGAUUGCGGCCACAGCCCUGACCUCUUUGGCCAUCAGAAGACCCCAGGCAGAGCCUCACCCUGAGGCUGAGAAACGCAGGAAGGACUCAGAACCGAGGACUGCCGCCUGCCCUGGCUCCUCCAUCGACGGCAGUGCGGGCUGGGAAUGGAGGCCCUCUACUCCCUCCUGAGCCCUGGGCCUUGCAACUGAGGCAUAGAGACGGCACCUGGGCCACUCGUCCCCGAGCCACAGGUACUAUCGUGUGUGCACAGGCGUGUGUGGAGGGGAUGCGUGAACCAUCCCUCGGAUUUGCAUCAG
Nomascus leucogenys (northern white-cheeked gibbon) is the source of this 1908-nucleotide messenger RNA. RefSeq names its product ZFP92 zinc finger protein (gene ZFP92). The record is from RefSeq and is a predicted model, not a curated record. NCBI's taxonomy places the organism in Eukaryota, Metazoa, Chordata, Mammalia, Primates, Hylobatidae. Gene Ontology annotation, molecular function: DNA-binding transcription repressor activity, RNA polymerase II-specific. Gene Ontology annotation, biological process: negative regulation of transcription by RNA polymerase II.